Molecule: messenger RNA, 1430 nt
Organism: Didymella exigua CBS 183.55
Lineage: Eukaryota; Fungi; Ascomycota; Dothideomycetes; Pleosporales; Didymellaceae
Exons: 1
Coding region: 410-943 (177 amino acids)
Biological process (GO): mitochondrial protein processing; mitochondrial proton-transporting ATP synthase complex assembly
Cellular component (GO): extrinsic component of mitochondrial inner membrane
Molecular function (GO): metalloendopeptidase activity
Source: RefSeq, a predicted model, not a curated record
UGAGAGCGUGUUACCGAGUUUUAUCACCACGGUCAAUUGGCCGGGCAUCUUCUUCAUAUGGACGGCCAUAGUCGGUGAUUUCAACGUAGGCGGUGAUUCUGGAGCGAGAGCGCGUAUACAAAAGACGUAGAAGCGCGCACAUAAAAGACGUAGAAGCGCAUACGUAGAAGCCCUCGCCGGCAAAGCAAGGUGGUCGUCAGUACCGACUCCCUCGUCCUCCCAUUGGCGCAUCGGCUUCCUGGCGCUAGAUCGACCGUCAUCGCGACUUUUGCGACGGCAGCGACAACGCGCCCUAGCUGUCGAUUCCCUCUCCGCAUUUCGCGACAAUCGCCUCCGCGCCCUACGCAUCCCUCCCACGCCCUACACAUCCCUCCCACGCCCUACGCAUCCCUCCCACGAUCGCGCCGCCAUGUCCAAGCCCGAACAAGUCUCCGAUGGCCCCCAUCCCGCCGCCAUUGCGAAGCCCGCCCCAGCGCCGCCGAAGCUGGACCCGGUAUACUACAACUGGAGCAAUACCUUCUCCAUCAUGCUGGGUCGCAUGACCGGCAACCGCGACGUCGACCUGGAGAAGAACUACUUCACGGAGCUCGAUGCGACAAAAGCCGAAUCGAUAUGCAAGCGCUGCGAAACCAACAAGGAGUAUCUGCUGCAGUACUCGCCGAUCAUCCGCUUCUUGUCCGAUGAGGUGUACAAGCUGGGCGGCGAUCUGAACAAGGACAAUAUUCUGUGCCGCAUGUGCACGAGUGAGCAGUCUGGGGGGUUCAGUCUGGACCACGGGAUUCUGCUGUGCGCGAACAAGUUCCGGAACAGAGGGCAUCAGGAGGACACCAUGGGGCACGAGAUGGUGCACGCGUGGGACCAUCUGAAGUGGAAGGUCGAGGCCAACAACAUGAGGCACCAGGCGUGUUUGGAGGUACGAGACCACGCCGUCGAGGGUGGCUAGGCGGUUACUGACAGUCGCAGAUUCGUGCGAGCACACUGAGCGGAGAGUGUCGGUUCACGCGCGAGUUCUUCACGCGGAACCAGUGGAGCAUCACAGAGCAGCUGCAGGCCUGCGUUCGCCGACGCGCCGAACUGUCCAUGCUGGCACGGCCGCAGAUCAAAGACGAGGCCCACGCCAAGAAGGUCGUCAAUGAGGUUUGGGAGAGCUGCUUCAACGACACAAGACCGUUUGACGAGAUCUAUCGAUGAUUCGGUGGAGCUGCAGCAGGACGUGUGGUUGUAUGUGUAAGAAGAGAUGGACAUGAUGUGUGUAUGAUACUGUACGGAAGAUGGCGUGAUACUGUACAGAAGAUGGCGUGAUACUGUACAGAAGACGGCGCGAUACUGUACAGAAGACGGCGUGAUACUGUACAGAGGACGGCAUGAUACUGUACAGAGGACGGCAUGAUACUGUACAGAGGACGGCAUGAUACUGUACAGAAGACGGC